Molecule: messenger RNA, 962 nt
Organism: Corylus avellana
Lineage: Eukaryota; Viridiplantae; Streptophyta; Magnoliopsida; Fagales; Betulaceae
Product: RING/U-box superfamily protein
Molecular function (GO): metal ion binding
Source: RefSeq, a predicted model, not a curated record
CUAAAAUGUGAUAUGAACAUAUAAGAAGCGCCAUGAACGAGGAGUCCAACAAUAGCAGCGCUAGCUCUUCAGGGGACUCGAACCCUUGCCCCAUCUGCCUCGGACCCAUCGUUCAAGAUUCCUAUCUUGAUAAAUGUUUCCAUAAGUUCUGUUACAGUUGCAUUGUACAAUGGACGAAAGUGGUUGCUGGCAGGCACUCUCACCCGCCUUCUUCUGUAAAAUGUCCUCUCUGCAAGACUGAAAAUUUAACUAUAAUACAUGGAUAUGAUGGAAGUUCUUUUCAACAGCAUCACAUUAACCAGGAUUUUGGAUAUAGUUUUAUCUUGACAAGAGCACACAAGUAUAGAUUACAGUGCUAUUACACUGAACCAGGUAUCAUAAAUGACAUAUUCAAUGCAUCACGGUUUUGGAAGUCUCAUAAGUAUCUUCAGCCAAACCGCUGGCUCCAAAGUUGGUUGAGAAGGGAAAUUCAAGCUCUGCUGCAGGAAGAAGAUGUUGAUAUUAUUGUGCACCACAUACUUGGUGUAAUUGAUUCGUCCUUGACAAGGAAUGAGCAAAAAUACCAUCAAAAGGUGCCUGAAACAAAACAAGAAGAUGUCAAGGCUUUAGUCUCCAAUGCUGCAAACCCUUUUCUGGGAGCAAGAACAGACAGAUUUGUAAAAGAGUUGGAACUAUUUCUUGCUUCAGGCUUGAACAUUGAAGCCUAUGAUGCAGCUUACAUGCAGCGGUUAGGCUGGAUUUCUCCUGGAGUCAGCAGUGAGGCUUCUAAAGAAGCACUCAAUGAACGGACGACUGUAAUUCCAUACUUGUAUAUCUUUGACGACGACUCUGAUGGACCCGAUUAGAUGAAGUCCCUAUAAACUUUGUAUCUCAUUCAUAAAUAUUUUGUCACCAGUUUUCUUAUCUACUGUGUUUUGUUCCCAAAUUUGUGGACCAGUAAAGAGGCAAGGAUUUUUUUCCAA